AUGAUUUGGCAGACAGUCUCUCUACUCUUCUUCUUCAUCAUUGUUGCUCAUACGACAAUCGAUGCUAGAGCAAUUCAAGAGGAUACUGUUGAUCAACUAGUGAACGGCCCAGCAAAUGAGAAUGAAGAAUUGUUUGCUACUCUCGCCAACUAUCGAUAUCGUUUCGAACAUUCCAACAAUAUCAAGGCACUUAGAUGGAUGUUUCAGCAACAUAAUAAUGAAGAAGACCUAUAUUGUAAAAUAUGUCACAUUCUUCUACCUGUUAUUCGAAUACUCAUCGAUGUCAAUCAAACGGAGCGUCUUGAAAAUGUGACUCUUGAAAUUUGUAAUGAAUUCGGCUUGGUUCUCGAUGUUUGUAGCGGAGCUGUGUACGAAUACAAAGAUGCCGUUAUUCAAGUCAUUGCUCUGACGCAUUUCAGUAAUAAAGCACUAUGUUCACUAGCUCUAAACUGCGAUAGACAAACUGAUUAUCCUGUAUUGAAUUGGAGUGUUGCGAUUCCUGACCGAAAACCAUCUCCGCAACCACCAAAACCGCCUUCACCUGACUCACCAAAACUGAAAGUGCUUCAACUAGCCGAUAUUCACGUGGAUUUUGAGUACAAGCCAGGAUCUGAAGCAGACUGCCUUGAACCAUUGUGCUGUCGAAAAGGCCCACCUCUUCCUGGACAUCCCAGUGCUGGCUUCUGGGGAACCAGUCUUCACUGUGACAUACCAUAUUGGACGGCUCAAGCCAUACUUGAAUAUGCCGCAACAACAGAAGAGGUCAUUGACAAAAUUCGAUUUAUUAUCCUUAUUCUUUUUUCUAUUCCAUCAGAUUGA
Rotaria sp. Silwood2 is the source of this 819-nucleotide messenger RNA. NCBI's taxonomy places the organism in Eukaryota, Metazoa, Rotifera, Eurotatoria, Philodinida, Philodinidae. The record is from the annotation of a GenBank genome assembly.